This is a messenger RNA of Miscanthus lutarioriparius, 1656 nucleotides long. Lineage: Eukaryota; Viridiplantae; Streptophyta; Magnoliopsida; Poales; Poaceae. The record is from the annotation of a GenBank genome assembly.
AUGGUGACCCUCGUCGUCCCGCCCACGCUCGCCGCCUCGCCGCCGCCGACCGCGUCGUCCACGUCGUCCGUCGUCAUCGACGACAUCAUCCGCGGCCUCGCUGACACCACCGCCGGGCGUAUCCGCACGGACGCCGACGCGACGUCGCGCGCGUCCACCGACUUCGGCACCAACGUGACCGUGGACGCGGCCCGGCCGGCGGCCGUGUUCUACCCGUCGUGCGCUGCCGACAUCGCCGCGCUGCUGCGGGCGUCCAGCGCGAGCGUCUCGCCGUUCCCCGUCUCCGCGAGGGGGUGCGGGCACUCGACCCGGGGCCAGGCGACGGCCCCCGGCGGCGUCGUCAUCGACAUGCCGUCGCUAGGGCGCCACGCCACCAACUCCUCCGCGCGGCUCGCCGUGUCGGUGGACGGGCGCUACAUCGACGCCGGCGGCGAGCAGCUGUGGGUGGACGUGCGGCACGCCACCCUGGCGCACGGCCUCACGCCGCGCUCGUGGACGGACUACCUCCACCUCACGGUCGGUGGCACGCUCUCCAACGCUGGCAUCAGCGGCCAGGCCUUCCGCCAUGGCCCGCAGAUAUCCAACGUCCUCGAGCUCGACGUCGUCACGGGAACAGGGGAGAUGAUGACGUGCUCCAAGUCGAAGGAGGCCGACCUCUUCGACGCCGUGCUCGGCGGGCUGGGGCAGUUCGGCAUCAUAACGCGCGCGCGGAUCCCGCUGGUGCCGGCGCCGGCGAAAGCGCGGUGGGUGCGGCUCCUCUACACCGGCGCCGCGGACCUGACGGGCGACCAGGAGCGGCUCAUCGACGAGCGCGGCGCGCUGGCCGGGCUCAUGGACUACGUCGAGGGCUCCGUCCUCACCGACGUCCAGGGCCUCAUCGGCAGCUGGCGCUCGCAGCCACCGUCGUCGUCCUUCUACUCAGAGGCUGACGCUGCGCGCAUCGCCGCGCUAGCCAAGGAGGCCGGCGGCGUCCUUUACUGCCUGGACGGCGCGGUGUACUACGGCGGCGCCAGCGACACGACAGCCACAGACGUUGACAAGGGCGUGGAGGUGAUGCUGCGUGAGCUGCGGUACGCGCGGGGGUUGGCGUUCGUGCAGGACGUGUCGUACGUGCAGUUCCUGGACCGCGUCAGCACCGGCGAGCGCAGACUCCGCGACGAGGGCCUCUGGGAGGUGCCGCACCCGUGGCUCAGCCUCUUCCUCCCGCGCUCCCGCAUCCUGGACUUCGCCGCGGGCGUCUUCCACGGCGUGCUCCGCCGCCGCGACGGCGCCGCCGUGAAGGGCGGCGGCCCCGUGCUUGUGUACCCCAUGAACAGGGGCAAGUGGGACGGUGCCACGUCGGCGGUGCUCCCCACCGUCGGCGACGGCCAGGAAGAGGAGGAGGUGUUCUACACGGUGGGCAUCCUGCGGUCGGCGGUGGCAGACGGCGACCUGCGGCGCAUGGAGGAGCAGAACGCGGAGGUGGCGCGCUUCUGCGAGGCCGCCGGCAUCCCGUGCACGCAGUACCUGCCCUACUACGCGACACCGGAGGAGUGGGCGGCUCGGCACUUCGGGCCCGGCAGGUGGGACAGGUUCCUCCGCCGCAAGAGGAAAUACGACCCCAUGGCGAUCCUGUCGCGCGGGCAGAGGAUUUUCUCCUACCCACUACUUGCCUGA